Messenger RNA from Closterium sp. NIES-67, 2935 nucleotides. The record is from the annotation of a GenBank genome assembly. NCBI's taxonomy places the organism in Eukaryota, Viridiplantae, Streptophyta, Zygnematophyceae, Desmidiales, Closteriaceae.
AGCUUCCACUGGCAUGUUUUGACGAGCCGCCGCUGCUUGCUUCCUCCCCUCCCUCACUUCCUCUUCCCUCCCCUCCGCCUCCCGGAUUCCCUUCAUUCCUCCCGCGUCUCCCUCACUCUCUCGUCCAUGCCUCCUCAGCCCAGUCUCAGGCACGCCGCCACGGCUCGCACCAGGGAUCCGCCGCCUGUCCCGCCGCAGGUGAAGGCCCGGAAGCGGCGCAGCAUGUGGGGCUUCGGGCGUCAGAGGUCCGGCGCGGCUCAGUCCCCGUGCACGGCGGCGCUCAUCCCCUUCCUCGCCACGCUCUUCGUCGCGUCCACUCUCACCUUCUGGCUGUUCACGCACCCCGCGGGUCAGGCGCUCCUCCGCUCCCUCCUCGAACCCAACGCCACCCGGACGGGGGCGUUUGCGCCGGGGAACGUCGGGAUUGGUGAUUCAGACGAGGCGGCUUCCGAGCCUACUGCGAGUGACGCAUUAGCAGGGGAGGAAAGGACGAGGUCGGACAGAGGGGGAGGGGCGGAAGGGGGGGAAGGAGACGGGAGGGCAGGGGAAGGAGAGAGGGUUGGCUCAGGGCAAGGUAGAUCCAAGGCUGCAGCUACACCUGCAUCCGCGUUUGGGAGUGAUUCGUUUCUACGAGAGGGCAACGCGACUGUGCCUCGGAUUCUGACCUUCGAUCUGGUCAAGACUUACUCGCACGACAGCAGGGCCUUCACCCAGGGUCUGCUGUAUGUGGACCACGAGGCGAGCGGAGGGAGAAGCAGCGGCGAGGGGGUGUUCUAUGAGAGCACGGGGGAAUACGGGCGGUCGACCGUGCGGGAAGUGGAUGUGGCUACUGGGGAGGUGCUCAACAGCGUGGCUCAGAGCGCAGACGUCUUUGGCGAGGGCCUGGCCCUGCACAGGGACAAGCUGUACCAGCUGGCUUGGCGAGUGAGGACAGGCCUGGUGUAUGACAGAGAGACCCUGGAGCCACGGGGCAGCUUCCAGCACGGCAUGGCAGAUGGGUGGGGGCUAUCGGUGCUGAACGAGUCUGUGAUGGUGGGCACCGACGGCUCCUCCACGCUCUUCCACCUCCACUCCUCCUCCUUCAAAGCCGUGGCGCGAGUGACAGUGAAGGACGGCGGGCGGCGAAUCCCCAACCUGAACGAGCUGGAGGUGGUGGGGGGGCUCGUGUGGGCCAACGUGUGGCAGUCCAACUGCAUCGCCGCCAUUCACCCCGACUCCGGCCGAGUGCUCGCAUGGCUGGACCUGUCUGAGCUGCAGCGUCAAGCCUCUGAAAGAUCAAACCAGCUCGGAUCACCGGGAUUCGACGUGCUCAACGGUAUCGCAUGGGACUCCAAACGCAACCGCCUUUUCGUAACAGGAAAAUACUGGCCACUAAUGUUCCAUAUCAACCCAAGAAUGGCCCCUCUAAAAGCGACCCCACAGGAGCGACUUGCAGAGCUGAAGCUAGUUAGACAACGGUGUCAACCUUCAGUCGUCUCACCUCGUCCAACCGUCUCCCCCACCUGUUACUCUACGGGCCGCCCCGGACCGGCAAAACAUCUACUGUGCUGGCGGUAGCGCGGCAACUGUACGGGGCGGGCGGCGUACGCAACAUGUGUCUUGAGCUGAACGCCAGCAAUGAACGCGGAAUCGAUAUUCUCAGGCAGCAGGUGCAGGACUUUGCCUCCACGCAGUCCAUCAGCUUCGGCCGGCCCCGUCGCCUAGCUGGUUCCGUAGCCUAGCCGGCCAUGUAGCCUCGCCGCCCGCGGCCCCGUCUCCUAGCCGCCACGCGGCCCCGUCUUCCAGCCGCCACACGGCCCUGUCUCCUAGCCGCCACGCGACCCCGUCUCCUAGCCGCCGGGCGGCCCGGUCGCUUGCCCGCCACGCGGCCCUUGUUGACCAGCCGCCAUGCGGCCUCGCCGCCCAGCCUCCUCGCGGCCCCAUCCCUCAGCUGCCCCUAUGGCUCCCACCUCGCUUCAUCGACCCUUUCCACCGCACUGCACCGCCCUGCACUGCACUGCACCGCAUUGCACCGCACCCUACCGUACUGCACCUCACUCUACCGCAGUCUACCGCACUGCACCGCAACGCACCGCACACUGUUGCUCAGUACAGCCCACUACCGCCUUUCUGCUGCUGCAGCGACCAUGAUGGCGGACUCGGUGUUGCGCUUUGACGCGGAGGGUCAGCCGGCUGAGUUCGACACGUGGCUCGUCGACCUCCGCCGUCACCUCACUAGUCAGCGGCAGGACGGCCACUCCCAGGCCGUCCACAUAGAUGGUACGCUCCCCUGCCCUGACUCCCCUGCAGCUCUACCCGCUAACUCUACGUCUGCUGACCAAGAGUCCACUGCCGCUACUGCCCUUGCUCGUGCUGUCUGGUUGUCACGUGACGCUAUCACACACCAAGCGAUUAGUCAUGCCCUCCCCCUGUCUGAGCGCCCCCGCUUUAGGUCCGUCAGGACUGCGCAGGAGUUCCUCAAGGCUGUUGUCGCGCGCUAUUUUACCCCGCCCUCUGCCUCCGUCGGUCGCCUGAUCCUGCCCAUGCUCUUUCCUGAUCUCACGUCCUUCUCCACUGUCGCUGACCUGGACGCCCACUUGCGCACGCUAGAUGCGACCUGACGUGCUUCCUGCACUGAGGCCCAGCUCCUUGUGCUCCAGCCCCCCAUCUGCUCUACCCUCUACUUGCUUACCACCCGCCUCCCUGACUGUCAUGCUACCGCCCGCAAUCACUUCCUUAAUCUCCACCCGGCUGACCUCACCCUCACUGACUUUGUCGACACCCUGUCUGCCAUAGAGACGUGCCAGCGCUCUAUCGCCCAGUCACCCGAUCACUAUUUUUCAGGGCUGUGCCCCCGCCCGGUGCACUUAUUCUGACAGUUCUGCUGCUGUCGCUGAGAUCGCCCCUGCUGCGGAGACAAUCGCCGCGGCUAUCGCAAAAAAAAAUCGUCCAGGAA